AGAUUUCCACCCCAGGCACUCAGAUUCGACCUCAACUCCAAAAAAUUCCAUCGCCGACCUCACACCAGACCACCCCAACCCGCCCUCAAUCCCACCCCCCCGGCCAUCCACCAUGGCGCCCCGACUACCCCCGAGCUGCCUCCAGCUCCUCCGAUCGACGACGACAACGAUAUCAAACACCUGCUCCGCCGCCGCCAAUGCCUCGGCCGUCAUCGCCCCACGCCUUCAGCUCCUCCCUUUCACCGCGAAGCGCGGUGUAAAGUACGGCUGGUCGACGGCGCCCAAGCGCAGCAAGCCCACCCGUUUCAACCAGCCCACCGCGGGUCUCCCCGUUCUCACCACCGGUCCCGCCGCCGCCCUCGCUCGCCGCGAGAAGACGACGCCCCUCCGCACCGGCGUCCUCGCUGUCAAGAAGGGCAUGACGGCCAUCUACUACGGCAAGAAGCGCGUCCCCUGCACCGUCCUCCAGCUGGAUCAGGUCCAGGUCGUCGCCAACAAGACCCGCCCGGACAACGGCUACUGGGCCGUCCAGGUCGGCGCGGGUUCCAAGGAGCCGCGCAACGUCGAGAGGCCGAUGCUGGGCUACUACGAGGCCAAGGGCAUCGCGCCCAAGCGCCACCUGGCCGAGUUCAAGGUCCGCACCAAGGAAGGGCUGCUUCCCGUCGGCGCCCAGCUGUUCCCCGAUUGGUUCCAGACGGGCCAGUACGUCGACGUCCGCUCCAACAGCCGCGGCAUGGGCUUCGCCGGUGGUAUGAAGCGCCACGGCUUCGCGGGUCAGGAGGCGUCCCACGGUAACUCGCUCAACCACCGCACCAUCGGUACCACCGGCCCCUCGCAGGGUUCCGGUUCCAGAGUCAUGCCCGGAAAGAAGAUGCCCGGACGGAUGGGCAACGAGCGCGUCACGAUGCAGAACCUGACGGUGCUCAAGGUGGACAACGAGCUGGGCGUCGUGCUCGUCAAGGGCGCUGUCGCGGGUCCCAAGAACUGCAUCGUCAAGCUGCAGGACGCCGUCAAGAGGAAGGCGCCGGCGCUUCCUUACAGGCAGGAUAAGUUGAAGGAGCUGUUGGAGGCCAACGUGGACGGCGAGGCGAGAUUGCAGGAGGCCAGAGAGAGGCACUUGGAGCUGAAGAAGGAGAGGAAAGAGAUCCCGGCACUUGUAUAGAUAUCGUCCACCCCCAUUUUUCCUCCGCUGUUGUUUACGAAAGUCUGUGUACUAUACAUGUUGUACAUUUAUCACCCCCAUAAGAGAGGCGCAUAGCUUUAGGGCCAUUAUCUCGCCCGACCCAAU
Colletotrichum godetiae is the source of this 1288-nucleotide messenger RNA. Its product is annotated as 50S ribosomal protein L3. The record is from RefSeq and is a predicted model, not a curated record. Gene Ontology annotation, cellular component: mitochondrial large ribosomal subunit; ribosome. The transcript has a single exon. Bases 113 to 1162 code for a protein of 349 amino acids. Gene Ontology annotation, molecular function: structural constituent of ribosome. Gene Ontology annotation, biological process: translation. Lineage: Eukaryota; Fungi; Ascomycota; Sordariomycetes; Glomerellales; Glomerellaceae.